Molecule: messenger RNA, 660 nt
Organism: Oldenlandia corymbosa var. corymbosa
Lineage: Eukaryota; Viridiplantae; Streptophyta; Magnoliopsida; Gentianales; Rubiaceae
Source: the annotation of a GenBank genome assembly
AUGGCCCUCCCAACUACACCGAAGCAUUACUGGCCUUUUGCCUUGGCGGUAUUUUACACUUACAGCUUCUUUGUUCUUCCAUAUGGGAGAGCAGAGAAUAAUUAUCCUCCUAGUACAGCUUCAACAGCAGCAGCAGGAGUACUCUCAAAUGAAUACCUGCCAGGAGUAGGAGGAGGAGGAGGAGGAGGAGGACAACAAGUUGGUACAAAUCAAGAUUAUCCUCAACCAGCAGGAUAUGAACGGUCUAAUCCAGAUCACAUUGUAGCACAGGCCCUCCUGUGUUUCAAUGAAAAACAAAUAUAUAGUAGCUGUAAUGAAGAGUAUAGGCUGUCGGUAAAGGGGGAACUCGACGUGCCACCAGAACACACGGAUCAGUUUUGCGGUGGACCAUGUUUAUCAGAGACAAACCUGGUGCUCAACUGCAUUGAAGGCAUAUUUUAUCACUUUGAAUUCUACAACAAGGCUACCAUUGGUGAUGUGAGGGAGACAAUUGAAUCCGGAUGUGGUUAUGGCCCUCACCGAGGUGACUUCAAUGUUGCGGAGCAUGUCCAAAAUGAUUACGGCAACGCAUACAAGACUAAUAAUCCGACCGAUAUUAUUGUUCUUAUUCUUCUUUUUGGGCUUGGUUUGGUGAUUAUGCCUCCUCGUUUGUUACUUUAA